This is a messenger RNA of Lagopus muta (rock ptarmigan), 5989 nucleotides long. RefSeq names its product filaggrin-2-like. Bases 4304 to 5428 code for a protein of 374 amino acids. Lineage: Eukaryota; Metazoa; Chordata; Aves; Galliformes; Phasianidae. The record is from RefSeq and is a predicted model, not a curated record. The transcript has 2 exons.
GGCAGGGGCCACAACUACACCCAGCCAACCAAGGCAGGCAGGCAGGGUCCACAGUUCCAGCCAGCCAGCCAAAACAGGCAGGCAGGAGGCAGGACUCCAGGCAGCCAGCCAAGGCAGGUAGGUAAGAAACAUGUCUACAGCCAUCCAGCCAAGGCAGGCAGGCAGGCAGGGGCCAGGACUCCAGCCAGCCAGCCAAGGCAGGCAGGCAUGGACCAUGACCACAGCCAGCCAGCCAAGGCAGGCAAGCAAGGACCACGACUACAGGCAGCCAGACAAGGCAGGCAGGCAGUGGCCAGGACUCCAGCCAGCCAGCCAAGGCAAGGACGGCCACGGUUCCAGCAAGCCAGCCAAGGCAGGCAGGCAGGGGCCACAACCACAGCCAGCCAGCCAAGACAGGCAGGCAGGGUCCACAGUUAGAGCCAGCCAUCCAAGGCAGGCAGGUAGGCAGGAGCCAGGACUCGAGCCAUCCAGCCAAGGCAGGCAGGCAGGGGCUAGGACUGCAGCCAUCCAGCCUAGGCAAGGAUGCAGGAGCCAUGACUCCAGCCAGCUAGCCAAGGCAGGCAGGCAGGGUCCAAGGUUCCAGCCAGCCAGCCAAGGCAGACAGGAAGGCGAGGUCCAUUGUUCCAGCAAGCCAGCCAAGGGAGGCAGGCAGGAGCCAGGACACCAUCCAGUCAGCAAAAGCAGGCAGGCAGAGGCCAUGACUCCAGUCAGCCAGCCAAGGCAGGCAAGCAGGGGCCAGGACUCCAGCCAGCCAGCCAAGGCAGGCAGGCAGGAGCCAGGACUCCAGCCAGCCAGCCAAGGCAGGCAGGCAGGAGCCAGGACUCCAGUCAGCCAGCCAAGGCAGGCAGGCAGGAGCCAGGACUCCAGCCAGCCAGCCAAGGCAGGCAGGCAGGAGCCAGGACUCCAGUCAGCCAGCCAAGGCAGGCAAACAGGGGCCACGGUUCCAGCAAGCCAGCCAAGGCAGGCAGGCAGUGGCCAGGACUCCAGCCAGCAAGCCAAUGCAGGCAGGCAGGCAGGAGCCAGGACUCCAGCUAGCCAGCCAUGGCAGGCAGGCAGGCAGGGGCCAGGACUCCAGCCAGCCAGCCAAGGCAGGCAAGCUAGGACCACGACUACAGGCAGCCAGACAAGGCAGGCAGGCAGUGGCCAGGACUCCAGCCAGCCAGACAUGGCAGGCAAGGAGGGCCACGGUUCCAGCAAGCCAGCCAAGGCAGGCAGGCAGGGGCCACAAGCACAGCCAGCCAGCCAAAAGAGGCAGGCAGGGUCCACAGUUCCAGCCAGCCAACCAAGGCAGGCAGGCAGGAGCCAGGACUCCAGCCAUCCAGCCAAGGCAGGCAGGCAGGGGCCUGGACUGCAGCCUUCCAGCCAAGGCAGUCAUGCAGGAGCCAUGACUCUAGCCAGCUAGCCAAGGCAGGCAGGCAGGGUCCACGGUUCCAGCCAGCCAGCCAAGGCAGGCAGGCAGGCAGGGGCUAGGACUCUAGCGAGCCAGGCAAUGCAGGCAGGCAGGAGCCAGGACUGCAACCAUCCAGCCAAGGAAGGUAUGCAGAAGCCAUGACUCCAGCUAGCUAGCCAAGGUAGGCAGGCAGGGGCCACGGUUCCAGACUGCCAGCAUGCCAAGGCAGGCAGGCAGGGGCCAGGACUCCAGCCAGCCAGCCAAGGCAGACAGGCAGGCAAGGUCCAUUGUUCCAGCAAGCCAGCCAAGGGAGGCAGGCAGCAACCAGCACUCCAUCCAGUCAGCAAAAGCAGGCAGGCAGAGGCCAUGACUCCAUACAGCCAGCCAAGACAGGCAGGCUGGAGCCAGGACUCCAGUCAGCCAGCCAAGGCAGGAAGGCAGGAGCCAGGACUCCACUCAGCUAGCCAAGGCAGGCAGGCAGGAGCCAGGACUCCAGUCAGCAAGCCAAUGUAGGCAGGCAGGAGCCAGGACUCCAGCCAGCCAGCCAAGGCAGGCAGGCAGGAGCCAAGACUCUAGCCACCUAGACAAGGCAGGCAAGCAAGGACCACGACUACAGGCUGCGAGGCAAGGCAGGCAGGCAGUGGCCAGGACUCCCGCCAGCCAGACAUGGCAGGCAAGGAGGGCCACGGUUCCAGCAAGCCAGCCAAGGCAGGCAGGCAGGGGCCACAAGCACAGCCAGCCAGCCAAAAGAGGCAGGCAGGGUCCACAGUUCCAGCUAGCCAGCCAAGGCAGGCAGGCAGGAGCCAGGACUCCAUUCAGCCAGCCAAGGCAGGCCGGCAGGAGUCAGGACUCCAGUCAGCAAGCCAAUGCAGGCAGGCAGGAGCCAGGACUCCAGCCAGCUAGGCAAGGCAGGCAGGCAGGAGUCAGGACUGCAGUCAGCCAGCCAAGGCAGGCAGGCAGGAGCCAGGACUCCAUCCAGCCAGCCAAGACAGGCAAGCAGGAACCAGGACUACAGCCAGCCAGGUAAGACAGGCAGGCAGGGGCCAUGACUACAGCCAGCCAGCCAAGGCAGGCAGGCAGGGGCCACAACUACACCCAGCCAACCAAGGCAGGCAGGCAGGGUCCACAGUUCCAGCCAGGCAGCCAAAACAGGCAGGCAGGAGGUAGGACUCCAGGCAGCCAGCCAAGGCAGGUAGGUAAGAAACAUGUCUACAGCCAUCCAGCCAAGGCAGGCAGGCAGGCAGGGGCCAGGACUCCAGCCAGCCAGCCAAGGCAGGCAGGCAUGGACCAUGACCACAGCCAGCCAGCCAAGGCAGGCAAGCAAGGACCACGACUACAGGCAGCCAGACAAGGCAGGCAGGCAGUGGCCAGGACUCCAGCCAGCCAGCCAAGGCAAGGACGGCCACGGUUCCAGCAAGCCAGCCAAGGCAGGCAGGCAGGGGCCACAACCACAGCCAGCCAGCCAAGACAGGCAGGCAGGGUCCACAGUUCCAGCCAGCCAUCCAAGGCAGGCAGGUAGGCAGGAGCCAGGACUCGAGCCAUCCAGCCAAGGCAGGCAGGCAGGGGCUUGGACUGCAGCCAUCCAGCCUAGGCAAGGAUGCAGGAGCCAUGACUCCAGCCAGCUAGCCAAGGCAGGCAGGCAGGUUCCAAGGUUCCAGCCAGCCAGCCAAGUCAGACAGGAAGGCAAGGUCCAAGUUCCAGCAAGCCAGCCAAGGGAGGAAGGCAGGAGCCAGGACACCAUCCAGUCAGCAAAAGCAGGCAGGCAGAGGCCAUGACUCCAUACAGCCAGCCAAGACAGGCCGGCAGGAGCCAGGACUCCAGUCAGCCAGCCAAGGCAGGCAGGCAGGAGCCAGGACUCCAGUCAGCCAGCCAAGGCAGGCAAACAGGGGCCACGGUUCCAGCAAGCCAGCCAAGGCAGGCAGGCAGUGGCCAGGACUCCAGCCAGCAAGCCAAUGCAGGCAGGCAGGCAGGAGCCAGGACUCCAGCCAGCCAGCCAUGACAGGCAGGCAGGCAGGGGCCAGGACUCCAGCCAGCCAGCCAAGGCAGGCAAGCUAGGACCACGACUACAGGCAGCCAGACAAGGCAGGCAGGCAGUGGCCAGGACUCCAGCCAGCCAGACAUGGCAGGCAAGGAGGGCCACGGUUCCAGCCAGCCAGCCAAGGCAGGCAGGCAGGGGCCACAAGCACAGCCAGCCAGACAAAAGAGGCAGGCAGGGUCCACAGUUCCAGCUAGCCAGCCAAGGCAGGCAGGCAGGAGCCAGGACUAGAUUCAGCCAGCCAAGGCAGGCCGGCAGGAGUCAGGACUCCAGUCAGCAAGCCAAUGCAGGCAGGCAGGAGCCAGGACUCCAGCCAGCUAGCCAAGGCAGGCAGGCAGGAGCCAGGACUCCAGCCAGCCAGCCAAGGCUGGCAAGCAAGGACCACGACUACAGGCUGCCAGUCAAGGCAGGCAGGCAGUGGCCAGGACUCCAGCCAGCCAGACAUGGCAGGCAAGGAGGGCCACGGUUCCAGCAAGCCAGCCAAGGCAGGCAGGCAGGGGCCACAAGCACAGCCAGCGAGCCAAAAGAGGCAGGCAGGGUCCACAGUUCCAGCCAGCCAGCCAAGACAGGCAGGCAGGAGCCAGGACUCCAGCCAUCCAGCCAGGGCAGGCAGGCAGGGGCCUGGACUGCAGCCAUCCAGCCAAGUCAGGCAGGUAGGCAGGAGCCAGGACUCCAGUCAGCCAGCCAAGGCAGGCAGGCAGGCAGGGGCCACAACCACAGCCAGCCAUCCAGUCAAGGCAGGCAGGUAGGCAGCAGCCAGGACUCUAGCCACCAAGCCAAGGCAGGCAGGCAGGAGCCAGGACUCCAGCCAGCUAGCCAAGGCAGGCAGGCAGGAGCCAGGACUCCAGUCAGCCAGCCAUAGCAGGCAGGCCAGGACCAUGACUCCACUCAGCCAGCCCAGGCAGGCAGGCAGGAGCCAGGACUCCAGCCAGCUAGCCAAGGCAGGCAGGCAGGAGCCAGGACUCCAGUCAGCCAGCCAUAGCAGGCAGGCCAGGACCAUGACUCCACUCAGCCAGCCAAGGCAGGCAGGCCAGGAGUCAGGACUCCACUCAGCCAGCCAAAGCAGGCGGGCAGGAGCCAGGACUACAGCCAGCCAGCCAAGGCAGGCAGGCAAGGACCACGACUACAGUCUGCCACACAAGGCAGGCAGGCAGGAGCCAGGACUCCCGUCAGCAAGCCAAUGCAGGCAGGCAGCGGCCAGGACUCCAGCCAGCCAGCCAAGGCAGGCAGGCAGCGGCCAGGACUCCAGCCAGCCAGCCAAGGCAGGCAGGCCAGGAGUCAGGACUCCACUCAGCCAGCCAAAGCAGGCAGGUAGGAGCCAGGACUACAGCCAGCAAGAUAUGGCAGGCAAGCAAGUACCACGACUACAGGCUGCCAGUCAAGCCAGGCAGGCAGUGGCCAGGACUCCAGCCAGCAAGAUAUGGCAGGCAAGGAGGGCCACGGUUCCAGACUGCCAGCCAGACAAGGCAGGCAGGCAAGGGCCACAACCACAGCCAGCCAGCCAAAAGAGACAGGCAGGGUCCACAGUUCCAGCUAGCCAGCCAAGGCAGGCAGGCAGGGGCCACAACCACAGCCAGCCAUCCAGUCAAGGCAGGCAGGCAGGCAGGAGCCAGGACUCCAGCCAGCCAGCCAUGGCAGGUUGGCAGGAGCCAGGACUCCAGUCAGCCUGCCAUAGCAGGCAGGCCAGGACCAUGACUCCACUCAGCCAGCCCAGGCAGGCAGGCAGGAGCCAGGACUCCAGUCAGCCAGCCAAGGCAGGCAGGCAGCGGCCAGGACUCCAGCCAGCCAGCCAAGGCAGGCAGGCCAGGAGUCAGGACUCCACUCAGCCAGCCAAUGCAGGCAGGCAGGAACCAGGACUACAGCCAGCCAGCCAAGGCAGGCAAGCAAGGACCACGAAUACAGGCUGCCACACAAGGCAGGCAGGCAGGAGCCAGGACUCCAGUCAGGUAGCCAAGGCAGGCAGGCAGAGUCCACAGUUCCAGCCAGCCAGCCAAGUCAGGUAGGCAGGAGCCAGGACUGCAGCCAUCCAGCCAAGGCAGGCAGGUAGGCAGGAGCCAGGACUCCAGUCAGCCAGCCAAGGCAGGCAGGCAGGAGCCAGGACUCCAGUCAGCCAGCCAUAGCAGGCAGGCCAGGACCAUGACUCCACUCAGCCAGCCCAGGCAGGCAGGCAGGAGCCAGGACUCCAGUCAGCCAGCCAUAGCAGGCAGGCCAGGACCAUGACUCCACUCAGCCAGCCCAGGCAGGCAGGCAGGAGCCAGGACUCCAGUCAGCCAGCCAAGGCAGGCAGGCCAGGAGUCAGGACUCCACUCAGCCAGCCAAAGCAGGCAGGCAGGAGCCAGGACUACAGCCAGCCAGCCAAGGCAGGCAGGCAAGGACCACGACUACAGGCUGCCACACAAGGCAGGCAGGCAGGAGCCAGGACUCCCGUCAGCAAGCCAAGGCAGGCAGGCAGGAGCCAGGACUCCAGUCAGCCAGCCAUGGCAGGCAGGCAGCAGCCAGGACUCCAGUCAGCCAGCCAUGGCAGGCAGGCAGGAGCCAGGACUCCAGUCAGCAAGCCAUGGCAG